Molecule: messenger RNA, 4492 nt
Organism: Trichomycterus rosablanca
Lineage: Eukaryota; Metazoa; Chordata; Actinopteri; Siluriformes; Trichomycteridae
Exons: 10
Coding region: 143-2653 (836 amino acids)
Molecular function (GO): dynein complex binding; cytoskeletal adaptor activity
Source: RefSeq, a predicted model, not a curated record
AGAAGCUAGUCUGUGGAAAGUACUGUGUGAUUUUAUCCGAGAAAGAAGCCUUAAAUCACCUCGCAAUAUAUUCGGACACAUUUAGGAGAGGCCAUGUGGGAAUAGGAUUUAGUCUAGUGUCCCAGAGUGACGUGUGAAAAGGAUGCUGGAGGAGGAGGAGAUGGAGACAAAUGAGGAUCUGAGCCUCAGGGCUGAAGUGGAGCGACUCACCGCUGAGCUCCAGGAAGCCAACGAGGAGAAGCUGCAGGCGGCACGUUACGGCCUGGCAGUUCUGGAUGAAAGCACCGCCCUCAAGAUCAAAAACACACAGCUGGAGGAGGAACAUGAGGCGAUCAAGCAUGAGCUACAGCAGCUUAAAGAGGCCUUUGCAGACACAGUGACCAGCAAGAAGCGUGCUGCAGUAGAUGGGCAGUGUCGAGAGGAGUGUCUGUUAGAGGAGACUGCCAGUAAGGAGGCUGCCAUGGCAACAAAGUUGGAGGAGCUACAGGCUGAGCUAAAGCAGGCCCGCCUGGCGCUGGCCAAUAGCUCAGCAGAAAACGAAAGGCAGUGUGUUUAUACAACUCAGCUGAAAAAGGAGUGUGAGGGUUUGGAGGCUGAGAAGGCUCGAGUGAGGGAUGAACUGAAAGAGUUUAAGGUCCGGGAGCUGCAGCAUCUUCAGGAUAACAGUGAUCUGGAGGAAGAGAACAUUUCCUUACAGAAACAGAUCUCUGUACUUAAAGAGAACCAGGUGGAGUUCGAGUCCUUGAAGGUGGACGUGUCGCAGAAGGACGAGGAGCAGGAGCUUCUCCGGGCGCAAAUGGAGGAGGCAGAUCGACUGCGCGAGAUCGCAGAACGGCAGCUGGAGGAGGCCCUGGAGGCCCUGAAGGAUGAGCGUGAGCAGAAGAACAGUCUGAAGCGGGAGCUCGCGGCUCAUACGGUCAACCCCUUCGACUCGGUGCACCUGGACCUGCAGCUGGAUGAAAGCGCAGACGGAGAGAGGGCGGGAGAGGAGAAGGAGCACGGGGAUAAGGACGAACAAGACAGUGGCUACAACCACUCAAAGGGAAGUGAGAAGCAGCGCUGCUCCACUCCCAGGACCAGUGACGUGUUCCUCCGGCCUCCGGCUCCCGGACUGGUGGCUGACCUGCUUAGUGAACUUCAUCUUUCCGACACUCAGAGGCUUAAACAGCAGCUGAUGCAGGUGGAGAGGGAGAAGACCACACUGACUACUACAGUCCAGGAGCUCCAGGACGCUCUGGCUCAGUCUAACACUGCGCUGGAUGAACACAAGGUGAAAGUGGAGCAGCUCUCGCAGCGCCUGGAGGUCCUUCAAGGUUGCUCCCAAUCUGGGACCAAAAUCCAGGAGCAGAACGGACAAACCGAACCCGAGGAGGACGAAGAACGCUACGAGCUGGACGCCAAGAGCGCAGCGGUGCUGGAGAAGCGCAUGAAGGCAGCCAACGCUGAACUCAUGAAGCUGCGUGACGAGCUGAAGGAAGCGGGCGAGCUCUGCCGGGCUCUGGAGGAGCGCCACCAGCAGGAGAAAGACCGCUGGAGGGCUGAGGCACAGGAGCUGGCUGAUAAGAUCCGCCAGUGCAUUGCCGCCAGCCGCCACGACCAGGAGCGCAUCGGACAGCUGGAAAUCGAGAUCGGAGCCACGCGGCGUGUCGCCGAUGACUCGGAGGGUCACCUGAGUGCCGCGCAGGAAGAGCUGCUAGCGUUCAGCGAGGAUCUGGCCAACCUUUACCAUCACAUCUGCAUGACCAACAACCUUACGCCACGGCGUGUCACGCUGGACUACUUUCGGGACGGGGAGCGAAGCGGAAGGCGCCACCAUGGAUCGUUCCGGAAGCAGAGGAGGUCCGGGGAAGUUUUAGGGAAGGGAGCACACAGUGUGGAGUUGGAUCUCGCAGCAGGGGGUGGAGAUACCUCUCCUAACGGAAGCUGUCCCGGAUCACCCACGCUGGACUUCAGGGACCCCACCACUGUCCGCAACCUGGUGGCUGUUAUUCGCUGUCAGAUUAAACACCUCCAGGUGGCCGUGGACCUGUGCAGGCAGCGAGGCACCUUCCCCUCCACAGCAGCGAGCAGCACUGAGAAUGAUCGUGAGGCGUUGCUCGAGGAGGUGCUGAAGCUCAAGUCUCUUCUAAGCACCAAGAGGGAGCAGAUCGCCACACUCAGGACUGUCCUGAAAGCAAACAAGCAGACGGCCGAGUUAGCUCUGAGCAACCUAAAAACCAAGUACGAGACGGAGAAAAGCAUGGUCUCCGAGACCAUGCGGAAGCUGAGGAACGAGCUCAAAGCACUGAAGGAGGACGCAGCAACCUUCUCCUCACUGCGGGUCAUGUUCGCGAGCAGAUGUGACCAGUACGUCACUCAGCUGGACGAGAUGCAGAGACAACUGGCUGCUGCCGAGGAUGAGAAGAAGACUCUCAACUCGCUCCUGCGUAUGGCCAUCCAGCAGAAACUGGCCCUGACUCAGCGGCUGGAGGACCUCGAGGUCCCGCUGCACACUCACAGCAACGGAGGCAGCCCACGCCGCUCCCGGGCUAAGCAGCUGGGCACCAAAUCAGGAAGAGCGCCUCGGAGCCCUAUGAGAAGCAGUCCGGCCAAUCAGAGUGCCGCCGGACAUCUACGAGCCCUAACUCGCAGCCUCCACAGCAGCCCUCGGUGAACGCAUUCCUCUUGUCCUGCUCCAGUGUGUGUGGAUGGUGUUCAUGCCCAGCUCAGAACCACCCCUAACUCUCCUGACUCAACCCGACCUGACUUGACAUCCACUUCAUUACACACCACAACACAUUGGGCUUCUCCUUUCCUCCUUCUGUUCCUCUGUUCUUCUCAUCUACCUUCCUUUUAUUGUCUUAACAUUGCUUCUUGUUUGUUUUUUAUUUUGUCGUGUGCUCUACCUCACAUUGAUUUAUUAUUUUUUUGUUUUUAAAUGUUUCUCUCUUUUUUGCUGUCUUUUUCUUUUCGAUCGUUUGGCUCAAGUGUUGUGCAGCUUUAAGGAACUGAAAGCUGUAUGAAGUUGUAUGAAGCCUCAUCUCAUUUCAUGAUGGGGUUUCUGAAGGAAGGCGAGUAAAGAAACUUGCUCUCAGACUCACGGUCAUUGUAGCACUGCAGACGCACUCCGAGACCAAUACUGGUUUUAAAAAUGUUUUCUUUAUUGUGUGUAUCUACUGUUAGCAGGGAUGGUGGGUAUUGAUUGCUAUAGGGACGACUGUAGCAGCUAAAAAUAAAGCUUCUAAGCUUCUGAAAUAAAGAUUUAUAAAGCAACAAAUCUGAAUCCGGUUUUACACCAGAGUCAGUUACAUUUUACAUUUUAGCAGACGCUUUUAUCUAAAACGACUUACAGUGCAUCCAGUUUUUACCUGAUUGCAUCAUGCUUGCUCUCUACUGGUGCUGACCCCCGCCCCUGAUUGAGGAGAGCGAACUGACCCACGUCCCCUCCGAUACGUGAGCAGUAGCCGACUGCAUCUUUUCACCUGCACCAGUCGAGUUCAAAUGCGAAUCAGCCCUGAUCAACAUUAUUCCUCCACUCUGUGCAGACGCCAUCAACCAGCCAGCAGAGGUCGUAAUUGCAUCAGUUAUGAGGUCCCUAUCUGGCUCCCUAACUCUCUGUAUGAACAACAGCCAAAUGUUGUUCAUAUAGCCGCCCAGCCGGAUGGCAGAGCUGAGAUUCGAUACGAUGUAUACGAAAUCCCAGCUCUGGUGUGCUAGCGUGUUUUAUCGCUGCGCCACCUGAGCGGCUUGUCUAGUCCAGUACUUUAACCGAUAGGCUACAACUGCUUUUCUGAAUCAAUGUGGCUGUCGACUUUUCUAAAGGGGAAUUUCUGAACCCCAUCAGGCUCUAGAAAUCUCCUGUCCGAUAGUUUGUUCUAGAAUAAUAACCUCAAACUGCAAGCAGCAAAUAGUAUGGCCUUAUUAAUGAGUGGCAUAAUAGGUCGUAAUGAUUGAUAUGGGACAGUACUGUCACAUGGUUACUGUGUCUAAUUAAACGGAUAAUGCUAUUGUAAAUGAGAGUAUUUGAUGCAUCAUUCUGACUACAAAGGUACGUAUUUGGAACUGAAGCUGAUAUUAAAGCUACAUAUAUUUGACAAUUAUGCUCCAAAGUCUUACGUUGUAGCACCUUUUAGCACCUUUAUAGUCUAUUUCCAGUUGGUCAGUCCGUCCCUAAAGCAUUUAUACCUUAAGAUUUUAUAAUUAUUUUUGUUUUGUUUUUUUGUUUUGUUUUUGAGAUGAUUGUGUGAUGUUGCAUACUGAAGCCUCUUUUUGAACUACCUGCAAUGACUGACUUACCUACAGUAUUCGUGUAAAGAUACGGCAUGUACAGAAUGAAGCAUGUUACAUUCCCUACUUUUUUCAUGAGCUUCCUAUGUCAGAUUCUGUCUUACACUCUUUUUCCACCUGGGUUUCAGGCAUCAUGUAUCUGGACUGCAUCUCGGAUGCAGUUUUUUUUUAUUGACAUUGAUGAUUUUAUAUUCUAUUGUUUCUUAAGAACAGCUAUUUCCCAACA